GCCAAAUCCAAAAUGGCGGCUUCCAGUGAUUUUGAAAAAAGAGACAAAGUUUAUCGUGUUCUGGAGUUUUACAGCGGUAUAGGAGGCAUGCACUAUGCAGCUAAAGCCUGUGGUUUAAAAACAAACGUAGUCGCUGCUUUUGAAAUCAAUACUACGGCAAAUUCUGUCUACAAACAUAACUUUCCUGAAACCUCUUUGUGCCAACGGAACAUCGAGGGCCUUUCUACAAGUGACCUUGAUAAAAUGAAUGCUGAUGUAAUAUUGAUGUCUCCUCCUUGUCAACCAUUUACCAGGGUUGGUCUCAAAGGUGCUUCAAGUGAUCCUAGAUGUAAGAGUUUUCUACACAUUUUGGAUUUAAUCUCAAAAUUAUCACACCCACCUGAUUAUAUUCUGAUGGAAAAUGUAAAAGGAUUUGAGGAAUCUGACACCAGGGAACAGUUCAUUAACACAUUGAAAGAAAAAGAUUAUACAUAUCAGGAAUUCUUGUUAUCACCAAAUCAGUUUGGCAUUCCCAACUCAAGGCUUCGAUAUUACAUGCUGGCAAAACGAAAGCCACAUCAGUUUUAUUUCAGUACUCAGCCAGAGCAGGUUAUAAAUCAAAUUCCACCUGUAAAGAAUAUAAAGUUGAGUAAUGGUAAUCACCAAUCUGCUUGCUCAAGCUGCAAUAACACAACAGAUGUAAAACAUAGCAAUCUGUGCAAAGAUAACAGCGAUUCUCUCUCUACAAGUGACAAUAAUCAUGUACCUCAGUCUUUAGAAAAUAAACAGGCUUGUACUUGUCCUUCGUCAACAGUAUGCAAGCCUGAUCAAUCUGAGUCGACAGUAUUGAAUCAACUUGGAGUGAAUAACAGAACUGAAGAUAACAGUCGUAAUGAAUGGACUUCAUCUCAAAAUGUUGAUAGGAAAAAACUGACUCUUUUAGAAUAUUUGGAAAAAGGGGAAAGCGAGGAAUGUUUUAGCCAAUUUCUCUUGCCUGAAAAAGUGCUGAGUCGAUUUGCACUUGUGCUUGAUAUCGUCACUCCCGCAUCCACUCACUCCUGUUGUUUCACCAAAGCAUAUGGCCAUUAUGCAGAAGGCACAGGAUCUGUUCUCAGAACUGCUGAUAUAGAUGACACAGCGAUAUUCAAUGAAUACAGAGCACUUGGGACAGAAGCCAGUGAUUCACAGAGAGCUGCAGUUUUAUCUGAUCUAAGAUUAAGAUAUUUUACCCCAAGAGAAGUGGCAAAUAUCAUGAAAUUUCCAAAAUCAUUUGGUUUUCCACAAGACAUUUCUGUGAAGCAGCGAUAUCGCCUCCUUGGUAACAGCCUUAAUGUGCAUGUUGUGACUGAACUAUUGAAGUGCUUGUUCCGUUGAGGAGCCCGAGAUUUUAGAGGGCUAGCGGUUUAAAACCUCCAAUAGACCCUCACCCCAAUGACGUUUCAUACCUAAACUACCACAGUCCUUUUUAAAACAUAUUUUCAUAUUUUAUUGUUACAAUUCUUUUGAGAAUACGAAUAAGGUGUUUGUUUCUUGAAAUUUUUAAUAUAAAAUCGAAGACUGGUAUACUCAAGAGUCACAUUUUCGAGAAUGAAAGUAAAGCAAACUGGGAGUCCUCGUACAUGUUCAACUAAUUGAAUACCUCCGCUYUAAGUGAGUCUGGUUGGACAUUUAAUUGACACAUUGGGAAAUGGGAAAACAUUACGCGUGAGCUAAGGAGGUCUAUUAAGCAGGUUUGUCCUAAGGAAAAAAUAUUUGAUGGCUCAGACUUUAAACCACUGAAUACUCAGCUCAGGACUUCUGGGUUAUUAGUAGACUGCGAGCUCUAUUUUCAUUUCGUCCUUCCCUCCCCAGCCCCCUCCCCCAGGGACUUUGACUCGUAACCAAUCUUCCUUGGACAGACGGACAGUGACCAAGGUAAAUAGAGGGACUGCUCACAGUCUAGGGUUAUUAGUUGCUUAAUAUACGUACUACAAAAUUAAUAUACGUACUACAAAACAAUAUUUCACCAUCUCCUAAUAUCAAAGCAUCCUUUAUUACCGGUAGUAGUUAUCACAAAAAUAUAAAAUAAAUAAAAUUUCUACUGUAAGUAA
Molecule: messenger RNA, 2069 nt
Organism: Actinia tenebrosa (Australian red waratah sea anemone)
Lineage: Eukaryota; Metazoa; Cnidaria; Anthozoa; Actiniaria; Actiniidae
Product: tRNA (cytosine(38)-C(5))-methyltransferase
Cellular component (GO): nucleus
Molecular function (GO): methyltransferase activity
Source: RefSeq, a predicted model, not a curated record